AUGCUCUCCUUCCUCGCAAAACGGGUCCCUAGAACCCAAACCGCCAGCCGGACAACCCUGCUCUUCGACGAAGGCCGCUCGUCUAUCCAGUUCAAAGCACCCGGGGACAAGUACCUCGUGGUCAACCACUGGCCCCCGGCCUCCAGCGAGCAGGACAGGAACAUCGCGCUGCGCCCGCCAUUGCACUGGCACCGGCACCAGACGGAGCAUUUCCAUGUUCUCAGCGGACAGGCCCGGUUCACCCUUGACGGGCGCGAAAUCGUGAAGCGCGCGGGGGAGUCGAUAGUUAUUCCGGCCCAGGCGUUCCAUACCUUCUGCAAUGCGAGUGCGACGGAGGCGCUAGCUGUGGAGCUGGUGCUGGAGCCGGCGUGGAGGGCCAGGGACGAGGCCUUUUUCCGGAAUGUACAGUCGUACCGCGACGAUUGUCGGAAAGCGGGCGUGGCGCGCAGUCUCCCUCAGGUCUUGCUGUUUAAUUGGGCUGGUGGCGUGGUGCUUGCGUUGCCAGGACCGCCCGUCCUGGCGAGGCUCGGGGGCAUCUUGAUGAAUUUCUGGGGAGGGCUGGUGUUGGGGAAGUAUGUGCUUGGGUAUCAGGAGUCCUAUCCGGAGUACUAUUCGCCCAAGCAGGAAUAG
This is a messenger RNA of Penicillium chermesinum, 630 nucleotides long. RefSeq names its product cupin domain-containing protein. Lineage: Eukaryota; Fungi; Ascomycota; Eurotiomycetes; Eurotiales; Aspergillaceae. The record is from RefSeq and is a predicted model, not a curated record. The transcript has 2 exons. Bases 1 to 630 code for a protein of 209 amino acids.